AUGAAACUUGAUCAAGAAUGCAUCUGCAAAAGCAAUCAACAAACGAUCGAGGCAUAUGGAGUACAAAUUUUUCAUCAUUUUUCUUCUUCCUAUUUGCCACAAGUUUUGUCAGAUGAUUCAUUCACUCAUUCCAGAGAGAAGCUGGUUCAAUUCAUAAGCAUUCAUAAAACCUGCCUGUGUUCAACAACAGUUCUCAUAUCUGGAAGAGCUUUGAUCUCAUGUAAAGAAACUAGUUUGUUUGCGACAGAUGAGAAAAUGCUUUUCUUAAAUAAAAUUUUCGUUGAAGCUCAAAACAAACAAAGCUUGAUCGGUGCUAUGCUUGCUUAA
Molecule: messenger RNA, 327 nt
Organism: Clunio marinus
Lineage: Eukaryota; Metazoa; Arthropoda; Insecta; Diptera; Chironomidae
Source: the annotation of a GenBank genome assembly